AUGCCAGGGGGCCUGCAUCCACCGCUGUCGGUCAUGGAGUCAUGGCCCGCGCGCAACACCAUCAAUCCGGAAUCCCAUGGUUCAGCGUCCAUUGUGCUUCCUGCUAUCUUCGGAUCCAUCGCCGUCACGGCAGUCAUACUUCGCCUCUGGGCACGCUGCGUCAUUCAGCGACAGGGAAAACUUGAUGACUUCUUCAUCGCAUUAGCACUCGAGCCUACAACUACGGCGAAAACCACCACGUAUGGGACAACACGCUCCCCCAACUCCUCCAGUCGCGCAAACUCGCCAUCGCGCAAGAACUCUUCUACAUCCUCGCCUCGUGCUUCACCAAGAUCUCCGUGCUACUUUUCUACCGCCGCAUGGGCCACCGCACCACCAUCUCCCCUCGCUUCCUCAACAUCAUCUACCUCAGCAUCGCCAGCGUAG
Aspergillus niger is the source of this 426-nucleotide messenger RNA. RefSeq lists its product as uncharacterized. Bases 1 to 426 code for a protein of 141 amino acids. Lineage: Eukaryota; Fungi; Ascomycota; Eurotiomycetes; Eurotiales; Aspergillaceae. The transcript has 2 exons. The record is from RefSeq and is a predicted model, not a curated record.